UCAAAGGUGUGUUUUAUUCUUCUAUAUUUCAUACCAUGAAUUGAUAAUAUAUAAAUGAUUGUAAAUCUUCAUUUUUGUACCUUAUUUAUUGAUUACUAGAUAUUAAAGUUAUUACUUCCCAACUACGUCGUUUAACAACUUCAAUAUAAAACAUCCACUGUUUAUUUUAUACAGCCAUGGGUGCAUAUUUUUUAUGUCUGUACACGUACAGCGAUUUUAUUAUCAGCCGAGUACAAGGUCUUAAUCGAUAACAAAAUCAAGGGGAGGUGUAAUCUCCGAUUUCCGAAUGCGUUUGUAGUGGACAGUGAGCGGAUACAUGUAAGUAUAUUCAUGUUUUCCUGAGCACAUAUAUCUUAUUUCAUCAUUUCGGAUAAUCUGUGUACAAAGUAAUAAAAUGGAAUUCGGAUAAUAAUCGGAUCUUGUAAUCUGGUAAUCUGAUCGUGUGGCUAUCGUUGAGGAGGCUUUUUUGAACGUGCACUUAGUAUACCAAUUAUAUAUAAUUAUUUGUGACCAAGGCUUAUGAUAUGCACACGAACACGUGAUUUAAACAUAUUAGCGCUAUAAAUGCAUAUAUGGGAAUGAGCUAUUUGAUUUAUUGCAUAUGAAAGAUACCUUUUUGAUCCUUCCCAUUGUUGAUUAAGCAUUUAUGUCGACAGAAUGCCUUAAUGGUAUUCGACACCUUAAUAUCUAUAAAGAUUGAAAAAACAACCAUGUAGUUUAAGGUUAUCGAUGGUUUCCUUGUUUACACACCAUUCUAUAUAAUGUCCCAUAAAUGAAUAGAUAAACACGUUUAAGGAAAAUUAAGAUACAGGAAUUGUCUGUGUUUCCCUAUCAUGGCAAAUUAUCAAACGAGUCCAAAACUUUUCAUUUUACCUAGGGUUCUGCCAGAAAUCGGAACUGAUUUCACCAAAUCUCAUAGAUGCAGAAAAUAAUGAAAUAUUUCAUUGAUCAUUUCAACUUUUCAAAGACAUUUAUGAAAACAUUGAUAAAAACAUUUAGGGUUAUUGAUUUGAAAUACAACAGAAUAUCAAUAUAAUACAAUUUAACGAAGCCGCAAGUAACGAAAAUCAAUAACGUGACAUCGUCUAUCCGUGGUUGUUGUUGUUCAUCUUUAUAUCUAUAACGAGUACUUGUGAUGGGUGAUAUUAAACUGAUAGCGGGAUACUCAUAUGAUAAAUACAAAAUCCUGUUACUGAUAAAAAAAAAAAUUUGUAUUUACUGAAAUAAAAAGCUGAAUUUCCCUAUAUUAUUAUGGAAAGAAGCUAUCAGAUAUCUUCUUUAUAAUUCUAUUCUGUAUAUGCAAAUCUUAAUUGAGGUUUUUGUUAUUGCAGAUAAUGGAAGCUCAAUGCACAGACCGCCUCUUAGUAGCCGCUAUAGAUUUUGGGACAACGUAUUCUGGCUAUGCUUUCUCAUUUCGGAGCGAUUUUGAGAAGGACCCACUUAAGAUGAUGGCGAAUCCGGUAUGGAAUUCAGGAAGUAGCCUUUCCGAGAAAACGCCUACCUGUCUCCUACUUGACCCGGACAAGAAACUCAAAGCUUUUGGUUAUGAGGCAGAAAACCAGUACAGCCAACUGAUCGAAGAUUCUGAAGACAAUGAUAUCGAUGACAGGCCAUAUGAGAAAUAUUACUACUUCAGACGGUUUAAAAUGUUAUUGUACAACGUUCGAGGGGGCAUUACCAGGGAAACAAUGAUAGAGGAUGAAACUGGGAAGAAGCUCCCGGCAAUGCUGGUCAUAUCCUUGUCUAUCGGGUACAUGAAGGAUCACCUCAAAACUCUCAUCAACAAGAGGUGUAUUGGCCUUGAGGAAAACGACAUCCACUGGAUCAUCACCAUCCCUGCCAUCUGGGACGAUUCAGUAAAACAGUUCAUGCGUGAAGCUGCUGUCAAAAGCGGCAUUAAAUCCGAUCAACUGUCCUUUGCACUGGAACCGGAAGCUGCAUCACUAUAUUGUCAAUUAGUGAAGGUUAAGGUGGCCGAGGUGGAUACACCUGGUGGUACUGAUGCGAAGAAGAAAGAGUUUGAGUCGGCAAAAUCUGGCGAAAAAUACAUGAUUCUGGAUCUUGGAGGUGGAACAGCGGACAUUACAGUGCACGAAAGGCAGGUGAAUGACAGUCUGAAGGAAAUUCACGAGCCAACGGGAGGACCCUGGGGAGGAACGGCUGUCGACAGGGAGUUCUUCAAAUUUCUGGCACAAGUCUUCGGAGGAAAAGUAGUAGAAAAGUUCAAAAGAAAAUGUAUGUCAGAUUACGUGGAUUUUUGUAGAGACUUUGAAAUGAAAAAACGAACUAUUAAAGCAGAAACAACUGGGAAAGUGAGUCUGAAACUCCCCAGAUCUUUCAAAGAAAUUUUUGAAGAAAAUUCAAACACAACUGUCCACAACGCUCUGAGCAAUUCUGAAUAUUUAGAAAAAUGUAGAUAUUUUAGUGACAAACUGAGAAUAGAUGCAGAUGUUCUGAAAGGGUUUUUUGAAGUACCGAUAAAGGAAAUCGUCAGUCAUGUUCACAAGUUGUUGAAGAAAGUAGGAAGGAUUGAAAUGAUCAUGAUGGUCGGAGGAUUCUCAGAUUGUGAACUUGUGGACAAAGCUAUUCGCGAUAACUUCCCUGGUAUUGCGAUAUUGAAUCCAAAAGAUGGUGUCCUUGCAGUUUUGAAAGGCGCCGUGAUAUAUGGUCAAAACCCCACGGCAAUUGUGUCCAGGGUCGCAAGAUAUACAUACGGCUAUGAAGUCUGGCCAAAAUUUAACCCCAAAAUCCAUCCCCUGGAUAAGAAAGUGAGUCUGAGUGGCAUUGAAUGUUGUAGGGGAGUCUUCCAGCAUUACAUUCGCAUAGGUACAGAGAUACAAUGCGGCGACUAUAUCACAUCUACACAUCGACCGGCAUCGGAGAAACAAAACGACAUGACCAUCAACAUUUACACAUCACAGCAGAAAGAUCCGAAAUAUAUCACAGAUCCAGAUGUACGACUACUUGGAACUCUCAAAAUUCCACUUCCAGUUUUCAAGCCAGGAUUGAGUAGAAAUAUACGAUCACGGUUUAAUUUUGGAGCAACGGAAGUGAUCGUAAAGGCAGAAGAAGCGGACACAGGGAUCAUUCACAAGGCAACAUUUGACUGUUUGUAGACUAACGUUUAUGGAUACCCUUGGUAUCAGAUUUAUAGUCCGCGUGAUAAAGACAGAUGAAACAACGACUUGAUACUGACACUUGAAUAAGAUUUUAAACAUACCUGAAGUCGAUCGAGACUUUACAACAAACUCAAACAAUUAUCAGUGAUAUAUUUACAGUAAAUUUUCAUCAUGCAGCAAUGGAAAAGGCCUCAGAAUUAAUUCUAGGAGGCGAUUAAGGGAACUGACAUAGGUCGAAAGACCACGAAAAAUGCAAAUGUAACCUUAUAUUUACGCAUACUAGCCUAUUAAGCAGAUUUCACAUACUUGUUUUUCUUUUACAAAAUAUUGACAAUAAUUAUGUAUUUUAGUAUAUAGCGAUUUUAUGUCAGAUUUUUAACCACAAAUUGAUCCACGUAAUACUAGAUGACCCAAAUAAUCAUCAAUGACAUGUUUAAAGUGCUAAAUAAAACAGGAAGUUGAC
Molecule: messenger RNA, 3582 nt
Organism: Pecten maximus
Lineage: Eukaryota; Metazoa; Mollusca; Bivalvia; Pectinida; Pectinidae
Product: heat shock 70 kDa protein 12A-like
Exons: 4
Coding region: 1335-3116 (593 amino acids)
Molecular function (GO): ATP-dependent protein folding chaperone; ATP binding
Source: RefSeq, a predicted model, not a curated record